AUGUAUAUGGUUUUUAUUUUUGUAGUUUGUGUUUGUCCUAAAAAUACACUACCGUAUUUUCGAUUAACUGAAUUCAUAUUAUUGGAAAAUCAUACUGGAUUUGUUAUUGAUGAUAUUAAAUCUAUUCUUAAUUAUAUGCCUGCUCUAACUAAAUCAACAUUAAGUAUUCGCGAUAUACAUGAUCUAAUAUUUUGUCAAGGUCCUAAAUUAGAAUCCAUAUUAAAUGAAUAUUUACCACAUCUUUGUCAUUUUAAUUAUACAAUGACGCAUAGAAUUAAUGAUUCGAAAUCAAUUGAAAAUUUUAUUCAAUAG
Molecule: messenger RNA, 312 nt
Organism: Rotaria sp. Silwood1
Lineage: Eukaryota; Metazoa; Rotifera; Eurotatoria; Philodinida; Philodinidae
Source: the annotation of a GenBank genome assembly